Messenger RNA from Amblyraja radiata (thorny skate), 2614 nucleotides. It is a transcript of the gene rapgefl1, whose product is annotated as Rap guanine nucleotide exchange factor (GEF)-like 1. The transcript has 17 exons. Gene Ontology annotation, biological process: Ras protein signal transduction. The record is from RefSeq and is a predicted model, not a curated record. Gene Ontology annotation, molecular function: guanyl-nucleotide exchange factor activity. Lineage: Eukaryota; Metazoa; Chordata; Chondrichthyes; Rajiformes; Rajidae. Gene Ontology annotation, cellular component: plasma membrane. The coding region runs from base 247 to 2127 and encodes 626 amino acids.
CAGCGCGCACUGCGAACAGCUCCCUGUCACCUGCGCUGGAACCUCUGAGCUGUAUCAGCUUGCAGAGUGCCAUGGAAAUUCCUGCCUUGCUUCAAAUAGUCAAUGGGAGUGAACUGCCCUCGAGCACCACGCUCGCCCUGGUUUGAAACAAACAGCUCUGGUGAUGAGGUGGGGAGAGCCCCUCCCACGCAGUAGAGGCGUUGAGACGCGCUGAAAUCCUUCAGCCCCGAUCAGUGUUCGAAGACAAUGACAGGGAUGAAGCAAAUAGAAAAAUUUCUCAAGAAGCAGACCUCGACACUGACCAGAGGCCGUGUGGACAAGGACAGCUUCUUUCCAGCGACUCUCAAGCGGAGACCCAGCGCCUCCAAAAUCCUCCCCUUCUUAAAGGAAGCGGUCCCCGGGAAUGACAGCCCGAGCCCCAAGGAUGAGUUCGGCUCCGACAUCGGUUGCCUGGAGAACAAAUGGGCGGACACGGAUGACGAGCUGACCAGUCCGUCUCUGUCAUCGGGGGAAAUGAGCCCCAAUGGGUCAACGCUAAGCAGUACGUUGUGGCACUUCUCAGACACCCCGGAGAACAUCGUGGAGCAUGUGCUGGAGGGACUGAUGGAAAGUCCAAAGAGCAGCAUUGACACAGAGAUCCUUCUGGACGACUUCCUUCUCACCCACUCCGUCUUCAUGCCGACCGACAAGUUGCUGCAGGUUUUACACAAACAGUACUCUAUGGGCAUGGCUGGGAAGGCCGAAAACUACAAUGAGGCCUACCCGGAACUGAAGAAGCAGAAGGUGCUGAAAAUCACGAUAGAUUGGGCAGAGAAAUGCAAGGAUCUCCUUCUGGAAGAUGAAACUGCUGUAAAGUUGCUCAAGGACCUGAACACCAUUGCCAAAAAGGACUUGCGUCGCUACCCGAAUUUGAAGGACGACAUGUCCAGGCUACAGCGCACGGUGGAGAAGGUGGAGUUCAGGCCACCUGAGGAUUGGAGCUGUUUGAGAAAGAAACAGAUUAAGCCUCUGUUCCGUCACUUCAGUCGCACUGAUAUCUGCCUCCAGCAGAGGGAGCCCCUGCGUGGGACGGAUGAGAUUUUCUGCCGUAUUUACGCUACUGACCAUUCCUACGUGACCAUCAAGAGCAGGCUAUCGGCGUCGGUGAACGACAUCGUGUUGUCGGUGGCCGAGAAGCUUCAGCACUGUGAGGAGGAAUCGAAGGAGCCUGUGCAUACGAACCUGCUGCUGGUGGCGAUAAGAUCCUCAGGAGAGAAAACGACGUUUCGUUUGGAUGAAGACUCGGUGUUUACGACGCUGGGUGUGAACACUCACCUGUUUGCCUGCACGAAGGAGUCGGUGGAAUCGCUGGUUCCCCCUCCCGCCAUCGAGCGGCUCUCUCACGAUGGCCCAGAGAUCAACGAAGUGAACAUGAUGGAGAUGGCCAUCCAGAUCACGGCCUUUGACUGGGAGCUUUUAAACUGUGUGCAUGAGCUGGAGCUGAUCCACUACGUCUUCCGGAACGACAGCAUUCGGAAACGGACGGCGAACCUGGAGCUGGUGCUGCAGCGGUGCAGUGAGGUGCAGCACUGGGUGGCCACCGAGAUCCUGAUGUGCGAGCGGCUGGGCAAACGCGUGCAGCUUCUCAAAAACUUCAUCAACAUGGCCGCCUUCUGCAAGGAGAAGCAGAACCUGUUCUCGUUCUUUGCCAUUGUCAUGGGCUUGUGCAAUCCGGCAGUCAGUCGCCUCUGCCUGACCUGGGAGAAACUCCCGACAAAAUGUAAAAAGCUCUUCCAGAAAUUUGAAAGUUUAACAGAUCCCUCAAGAAAUCACAAAACCUACAGAGACACCAUUGCCAGGAUGAAGCCUCCUAUUAUUCCUUUUGUCCCCCUGCUACUGAAAGACAUGACUUUCAUUCACGAAGGCAACAAGACAUUCCUGAAUCAGCUGGUGAACUUUGAGAAAAUGCACAUGGUCGCAAAUGCAGUACGGACCUUGAGGAAGUAUCGCAGCAGUCCGCUCGUCCUGGAGUCGGAAUCAGCUGCGAGCCACUUCCAGAUUAAGGCGUACGUGCGCCAGCUCCAGGUGAUCGACAACCAGCAGUUGCUGUAUGAUCUGUCGUACCGACUCGAGCCCAAGGACCCGUGAUCCCUGGAGCGUCUGCUCCUUGCUGCUCCCAGUCUGCAAUGCUAGUCGAUGGCGUUGGAAGUGUAUGUGGCUGUGCCACUGCUGACCAGAACCUACUGUGUGUAACCGUGUAGAACCAUCAACCUGACCAAAAGAGCCCUCUCUGCACCGGCUUCAUGAUGCACUGCCCACCAGCCCUCACCAUGAGGUGGGCCCCAUGGCUGACUCCUUCAUGAACAGAUCCUGGGCCAGCACAGGACAGCAACACCUGCUCUAUGCUCUGUUUCCAACCCAGGAAUUGCAUGCACUGAUAUCGUAAGCUGCAAGCUAUUUAUCAUUCUGCUUCGCUAAGCCACGGAACAAUUCUUGUCAAGCAAAACUUGAUUGAACCAGAAUCAGGAAUUGGAGCAGACGGGAGGGGAUGUGUGUACGUGUGCGUGUAUGUGUGCGUGUAUGUCGUGUGCGUGUGUAUGUGUGCGUGUGUAUAUGUAUGCGUGUGUAUACGUGU